CAGAAGUAUCCUCGGUUCAUCAGACGCUGUCAGUGGAUACGGAGGUACCUCAGAGACGAUUCUUGACUAUGAAAAGUGAUCCUUUAUCAGAGGGAGGGCGUUGGCAUCCUUGCAGUGACAGGAAAACAACAGAUGGCGUGGUACGUGAUGAAGGGAUGCAGCGACAAGAGGAUGAGGAAGCACAUGGGGAAGCACAAAUGACUGGCGAUGGCAGUGAAAGGAGACAACUCUGUCAUCAGAAGAAUUGUAAUGGAGAAAAAGGAAGCUGUGUGGUUGAGAAGGAUGUUCACUCUGAUGAAGAGGAAAUGCAGGGAGAUACGAUGGACUAUGGCAUUUAUAAAUGGGUGGUUGUGUUUUCUUGCUUCUUUCAACAUGUUAUAACAGGGGGUUUCGAGAGAUCAGACGGUGUGCUGUACCUUAAGCUGAUCAGCAAGUUCAACCAGAGUGCCCAAGCUACGGCCUGGGUAGGGUCCUUAGCUACCACCCUAAGGCUAGUCCUCAGCCCCCUGUCAAGUGCCGUCAGCAAUCGGUUCUCCAGUCGUGUGGCCACCAUGACUGGUGGGAUCAUCAUGACAGUCGGUGUUCUCAUCAGUGGCUUUGCGCCAAACCUCAUCUUCCUCUACAUCAGCUAUGGAAUCAUUGGAGGAAUCGGAAGGAGUCUAACCUAUGGCCCUGGCAUAGUGACGGUAGGGCAGUAUUUUGCCAGGAAGCCAGGAAUGGCUGUUGGCAUAGCAACAUCAGGGGCAGGAAUUGGGACAUUCUUCCUUCCACCCUUGGCUGACUUUCUGUUUGAAGAAUUCCAUUUCUUUGGCGCUUUUCUCAUCCUGAGCGGAAUAGCUUUCAACUUCUGCAUUUGCGGGGCUCUGUAUCGCCCACUUGCUCUGCAUAAGGAAAUCCUAGGAUUGGAAAGAAACACCAGUCUGAAGCCUAGUGGAUAUGAUGAUGAUGAUGAUGAUGAUGAUGUAAGAUGUGAUGAAUAUGGAAGAGCAAAAGAGGAAGAUGCAAAGCUUCUUGUUCAACAUGAAGGAGAUGUUGCCAUGACAACACAAGAUACAAGACAAAUGUCUGAAUCUGAAAAAAACGAUAAAGAGAUAUUCACUGAUGGUAGUAUCACACUCAAGCCUACUGGAAACUACGAUGAAACAACUUGCUGGCACAGAACACAAAAAUGUCUUCCAAAGAAAAUUGAGAAACCUAAAAAAAACCAAGAAAAGUCAAAUGUGCUUGAUCUGUCUCUUCUAAAAAAUCUACCUUUUCUGUUUUUUUGUCUUAGUAUUGUUUUGUUUACGAUGUCCUUUAAAUCAGUGUUUACAUUUCUGCCUGCCUUGGCAAAGUCCAGGGGCUGUACUGACAUCGAAGCUGCAUUGUUGUUGUCCAUUGCCGGUGUGCUCGAUACCAUUGGGCGAAUAUUAGUGGGAUUUAUUCUCGAGUUGAAGCAAGUGAGACGAUUCAGACCAUAUGCAUACAGUGGGGUGCUGUUUGUGAUAGCUUUGGCUUCGUUUGUGUGCCCAGCCCUUCACGCUUUCUGGCAGUUUUGUAUAAUAAGUGGAGUGUAUGGCGCCAUGACCGGCGCCUAUGUGUCGCAGAAAGGGGUGGUUGUUGUGGACAUUCUUGGGAUAGAAAAGCUGUCCAGUUCCUUUGGAAUAUUACUGUGUUUUCAGGGAAUCGGAGCUCUCAUUGGGCCUCCUUUAUCAGGAAUGAUGAAAGAUGUGUUCGGUGACUACUCCGAAGCGUUCUACCUUGGUGGGGGGAUGACUGUAUUGGCUGGCAUCAUCAUGGUCGGCUCCAACAUCCUGCUGGUCGCCCAGAGACGGAAACAGUCACCAUCUGUUGAUGCCUGCAAGUCAAACUGACCUGUAGCAUCGAGUUAUCAGUGCUCAUUGCUUGUGAAGGUGAUCUUGUAGCAAUCUUGUAGGGAUCUUGUAGCUUCAUGUAUCUGGUAUGAGGUUACUAUAGUACUAGUGGUAUGCAAGAAGAGGCGAGAGUUUUGUCCCUUUGUGAAUAGACAGUCAAGCUCUUUCCCAGCGUGUAACAUCUUCGUUACACUCUCGGUAACAUCGCUGCCGUCAGUGUGGAAGCCGCCAUUACAAGUAUCUUGAAAUUUGCCCUCUAACCCCAACUGUAAUCACAUUCAUAUUAUCUUUGGUAAUGCCACCAUAGGGAAUUUUCAAAAGGUUUACGACAGACCAGAUUUCCAAUAUGAUUUUACCUUUUUGUUUGUUUAAUCAUAUUGGUUCAAGAUUGCAGACGAUUGGAAAAUACUAAUGAUUCAAGACUAACUGUUACUAUUUUCACAAGUCAGUUAUCUUCAUAUAUCUGUUAACUGCACAUAUCACAUGUAUUCAUAUACCAACAAAUCUGAUUUUUUCACAUAUCUUCACAUAUCAGUUUUCACAUAUCUUCACAUCAGUUUUCACAUCAGUUUUCACAUAUCUUCACAUCUGUUUUCACAUCAGUUUUCACAUAUCUUCACACAUCAGUUUUCACAUAUCUUCACAUCUGUUUUCACAUCAGUUUUCACAUAUCUUCACAUAUCAGUUUUCACAUAUCUUCACAUCAGUUUUCACAUCAGUUUUCACAUAUCUUCACAUAUCAGUUUUCACAUAUCUUCACAUCUGUCUUCACAUCAGUUUUCACAUAUCUUAACAUCAGUUUUCACAUAUCUUCACAUCUGUUUUCACAUCAGUUUUCACUUAUCUUCACAUCAGUUUUCACAUAUCUUCACAUCUGUUUUCACAUCAGUUUUCACUUAUCUUCACAUCAGUUUUCACAUAUCUUCACAUAUCAGUUUUCACAUAUCUUCACAUCUGUCUUCACAUCAGUUUUCACAUAUCUUCACAUCAGUUUUCACAUAUCUUCACAUCUGUUUUCACAUCAGUUUUCACAUAUCUUCACAUCAGUUUUCACAUAUCUUCACAUCAGUUUCACAUCAGUUUUCACAUAUCUUCACAUCAGUUUUCACAUCAGUUUUCACAUAUCUUCACACAUCAGUUAUCUUCAUAUAUAAGAUAGCUACUAGGGGUGACUGCUACUGCGAUAACUAUUGUUAUUGCAAGCACCUAUUGUGAUAAAUAUCAACAGUUUUCAGUGUAUCAUUUUAGAUGCAUUUUAGAGUUGAAUUAAACCUUGGAACUGAAGUUUCCUUUGAAUGUGAUAACCAUAACAAAUAAAAAGU
Molecule: messenger RNA, 3175 nt
Organism: Haliotis rufescens (red abalone)
Lineage: Eukaryota; Metazoa; Mollusca; Gastropoda; Lepetellida; Haliotidae
Product: monocarboxylate transporter 12-like
Exons: 7
Coding region: 69-1853 (594 amino acids)
Biological process (GO): monocarboxylic acid transport; transmembrane transport
Molecular function (GO): monocarboxylic acid transmembrane transporter activity
Source: RefSeq, a predicted model, not a curated record